CAGCCUGGGGGGGAUGUCACCCUCCGAAGCCAUGGUGCUCCAAUGCAAGAACAUUCCAGCCAGUCUUAACAGCAAGGACAUCCUGGGGGAACAUUUCCGCCAGUUCGGACGUGUGCAGCGGAUCUUCUGCAGGCCCCAGAAGAACCUGGCCAUAGUGCACUUCCACGACCAUGCUUCUGCUGCCAAAGCCAAGAAGAAGGGCAAACUGCUGCGCAGGCAUGAGCUCACCAUCUUCUGGCAGAGGAAGAAGCAGAGUCCAGGAGAGAAGGGCCAAAGGCCUCCAGAUGACCCUGAUCCUCAGAGCCAGGCAGGAGGCUUUGAGUCAGCCCCUGUCUGCAAAGCCCUCUCCAAAUCCACCUCCGGCUGGUCCUCCAGCUCAUCCCUAUCCAGAGGGUCACCAGCCAAGAAACCCCUGGCGACAAAGGCCCUGCAGUUUGAGAGUGAGCCGCAGAUGGAGCCCAGCCCAGACGGCCUCGAAUCCGAACAUCUAGCCAGCAGCCUCCCCUCUCCCCUCUUCCACCUGAUUGGCCAGGUAGCUGAAACCGCAGAGGAGAAGUAUCGUCUGCUAGAGCAGCGGGACAAGAUCCUGCGACAGGCUCGGCCCAAGAGGACCAACCUGGAUCUGUCCAAGGUGUUUGUGGGUACGUGUCCUGACAUGUGUCCGGAGAAGGAGCGUUACAUGAGGGAGACCCGGAACCAACUGAGCUCUUUUGAGGUCAUCCCCAACACGGAGAAGGUGGACCACACUGCUGCCAUUAAGGAGUACAGCAGGUCCUCUGCUGACCAGGAGGAGCCCCUCCCCCAUGAACUGCGGCCCCUUACUGUGCUGAACAUGACCAUGAACUACCUGGUUACCCAGGUCAUGGACCAGGGAUAUCACUCAGCAGCACCUGUGCGACCCGCUUACGGUGUCCCUUAUUGAAAAGUGCGCCCGCUUCCACAUCCACUGCGCACACCACCUGUGCCAGGAGCCCAUGAUGUCCUUUGAUGCUAAGAUCAACAAUGAAAACCUGACCAAAUGCCUGCAGAGCCUC
Brienomyrus brachyistius is the source of this 1034-nucleotide messenger RNA. Its product is annotated as germinal-center associated nuclear protein-like. Bases 14 to 922 code for a protein of 302 amino acids. Gene Ontology annotation, cellular component: cytoplasm; nucleus; transcription export complex 2. The record is from RefSeq and is a predicted model, not a curated record. Gene Ontology annotation, molecular function: RNA binding. Lineage: Eukaryota; Metazoa; Chordata; Actinopteri; Osteoglossiformes; Mormyridae. The transcript has 7 exons. Gene Ontology annotation, biological process: mRNA export from nucleus.